CGCAUUUGUCAGUUUGUCACAACUCACAGUUGUCUGAACUUUGUGUAUGACGGCAGUCGCUAGUAGGGAGUGGACAGACAGAGACCGUUGUUCGAAGUGAACUGUGUGUAAUCAAGGCAAGACUGCCUUGUUUCUAUGCAACCAAUUUUGCUCUUGCGGUUUAUAUGUAAUGAAAAGUAGCACGCCCCGUAUGGCUUAUCCUAUUUAUAUUUUCUUGUUAACUUUUGUUACGAUAAGUGCGUAUUUUUAAUUUGUUGUUUGUUUUAACUUGUUGAGAUUACUGUUUUCCUUUUAGAUCAAUAUAUAAAAGGCAAAGUUUACCCAGCCGGUUACAAGUUUUAUUACUGAAAUAAUGAAUGACACUGGAUGUAUACAUUUGAACAAUUUUAAAGCAGCAAAGGGCACAAAUCCCUACAAAAUAGUACAUGCAUUUUUUGUGUCAUGCACUUCCUACGAAGCUAGAAGAUAUAAGGCUACAUCAUGUCUAUGCUUUACUUGUGGCAAGGCAGGUCCCAGAAUGCAUUCGUGCCUGCAUUGUAUUUUUUUUGCUUGUUACAAUGGACACAUUCAGGAUCAUUCCAAGUCUAAAAAACACUUCCUAUAUGUUGAUCUCAGUUAUGGUAAUGUGUUUUGUGCUCAGUGCCAAGAUUACAUUUAUGACAGAGAAUUGACUGAGCUAUCAAGGAAUUACAGGUUAAAAGAAGCUAAAGCUUUAGGAAUCAGUGUGCCAUACACACCAUGGCUGCCUAACAAUAAUGAGGUAAUGGCUCUGAGAAGAUUGCGUAAGAGACGUCUCAUAAGUCCUCACACCACCAUCGGCCUUCGUGGAUUACAGAACCUUGGAUCAACAUGCUUCAUGAAUUGCAUUGUUCAGACUUUAAUCCAUACACCUCUGUUACGAGAUUAUUUCCUGGGCGAGAAGCACAAAUGCAAAACCCAGGGCUCCGGUAAAUGUCUCGUUUGCGAGGUUUCGAAGCUUUUCCAGGAGUUCUACUCCGGCGCGAAGACCCCUCUGACGUUACACCGUUUACUUCAUCUUAUCUGGACCCACGCGCGUCACCUGGCCGGCUACGAACAGCAAGACGCUCACGAGUUCUUCAUAGCGACGCUUGACGUCUUACAUAGACAUUGCAUGAACGGCGUCGAGGACACUGAGAAGAAGGAGAACGGUCGCUGUAACUGCAUCAUAGAUCAGAUAUUCACUGGCGGGUUGCAGAGCGACGUCGUGUGUACCUCGUGCUCAGGGGUCUCGACCACCAUCGACCCCUUCUGGGACAUAAGUCUAGACGUGGCCGGCCCCGGCUCGCUGCAAGCCUGCCUCGAGCGCUUCACCAGAGCCGAACACCUCGGCUCGGCUGCCAAGAUAAAAUGCUCAAACUGCCGGGCGUACCGCGAAUCGACCAAACAGCUGACGCUGGAGACACUGCCGAUAGUAGCCAGCUUCCACCUCAAAAGAUUCGAACAUUCCUCACAGAUAGACAGGAAGAUAUCCGCCUUUGUGUCCUUCCCGGCUGAACUAGAUAUGACGCCGUUCAUGUCCACUCACAGGAGAGCUGUGGAGGCGGCCGAUAAUAACAACGCCCCCGAGGGCGUGUUUGAAGAUAAUCGUUACUCGUUGUUCGCGGUCGUCAACCACCUGGGGUCACUGGACGCUGGUCACUACACCGCCUACGUGAGACAGAUGAAGGGCAGCUGGUUCAAGUGUGACGAUCACAUGAUAACACGCGCCUCCUUGAGGGAAGUUCUCGAUAGUGAAGGGUAUCUCCUGUUCUAUCACAAGACUGUGUUGGAGUACGAGUGUGAGGUCUCGAGCUAAACUCUAGUAUUAAAAUUUAUAAAACGGUCCCUAGUUUAAAUGUUUUCAACAUAACGUAUUUCGGUGUUUUGUGAUGUUUAAUGCUUUUUAUUUGUCUAUUUUUUUUUAAUGUUAAUAUUAAAAAUAUUCCGCUGUAUUUGUAAAUAUUUCCUCGUGUGAUAUUAGCGUAUUCAAAUUUUAGUUCUGACAUUUCUCUUAGUUAAGCUCUAUUGUAGAUAUCCUUGUGACCAGUAAAUUAUUUUACGUAGACUGAUGUAUUUCUCUGUAAGUUUAUUUUUUUAUUGCUUUAUUGAGCUGAUGAGAUAACAUGGUUUUAAAACUAUUCGAUUACGACAAUUUAGUGAAUAUUAAACCGCAAUCGACAUAUCAUAUAUUUUAAAUUAACAAUAGUUUUAAUCAUCGAUCAAUUGUCGGAAACACUUUACUACCUCGACGUUCAAUUGCAUGUGAAGAUAGUGUUGGGACAUUCGCAUUAUUUUAUUUUGAAAGGAUAAUAGAUAUUUUUUAAUUUUUAUUUUUUUUUUGUUUUUUCAUUAUUAUUAUUCGUAAUUAUUCUAUUGAUUAGAUCGUAACAGACUGAACUGACAUUAGGUUAAUGUGAUAUUAAUAUUUAUAAACACGAUUUUAAAGUGAUUUUUUUUUAACGUAAAAAUUAAAUUCUUAUCGUUGUUUUAUAAUUCGUGUCCUUAUUAAAAUUUUCACAACUAACAAUUGUGUGACUGUCGAUUGAUAAUAAUUUGAAAUGUAAUGAAUAUUUGUAUAAGUUAGAACAGAAAAUACAAGACAGGUGAGGUAAUAAAAUAUAAGAAAAAUAUUCAUGAUCAACCUAUUUUGCUUACAAAAUCAUGCAAAUUUUUAAUAAUCUUAUAAUUGAAUGUAUGCUGAAUUACAAUUUUAAAUAGUUGUAUGUUGUUUCGUCUUUGUGACAUUGCAUUUAUUAUUAAUAGUGUAUUCUAUUAAUCAUUUAUAUAAUUUCUAAUAUCUGUGGUGUAUAAUUUUGAUAAAUAUAGGGUUGUCACUAACAUUGUGACAACCCUAUAUUUUAAAGUAUACUAUAAAAUGUUCAGGAUGUAAGAAAUGAUGCUUACUUGUAAUAGUAUAAGAAAUAAAUAAUCAAAUGACUAUCUAUCAUUAUAUUGUAAUAUGCAUAUUGAAUCCGUUCAAAUAAAAUGGUUCUGAGAGAGAAGUAAUUGUCUAAUAAAUAUAUCUCUUCAA
Danaus plexippus (monarch butterfly) is the source of this 3031-nucleotide messenger RNA. It is a transcript of the gene not, whose product is annotated as ubiquitin carboxyl-terminal hydrolase nonstop. The record is from RefSeq and is a predicted model, not a curated record. The transcript has 7 exons. Lineage: Eukaryota; Metazoa; Arthropoda; Insecta; Lepidoptera; Nymphalidae. Gene Ontology annotation, molecular function: cysteine-type deubiquitinase activity; zinc ion binding. Bases 353 to 1816 code for a protein of 487 amino acids. Gene Ontology annotation, biological process: protein deubiquitination.